GGAAGCCGCGGCGGGCAGGCGGCGGGCGUCGUGCUUCUGGGGCCGCCGUCCCGGUUCCCGCCUCGUCCCGCCUCGGCGCCCGCGCGCACAUGGCUCCCCGCGGCCACGGCAGCGCCCAGGCCCGGGGGCAGGCCGCCCGAGCGGGGCCGCGGCGCUCCGGCGGGCUCGGCGGCGGCGUGGCCGUGUUCGCCGCCGUGGCCGCCGUGUUCGCCCGCACGCUGCCGCCCUCGGUGCCGGGGGGAGACUCGGGGGAACUGAUCACAGCGGCACAUGAGCUUGGAGUUGCCCACCCACCCGGCUACCCACUGUUCACGCUGCUGUCAAAGCUGGCCAUCACACUGUGCCCCUUUGGCUCUGUCGCCUACCGGGUCAACCUUCUCUGCGGCUUAUUUGGAGCUGUGGCUGCAUCGUUGCUUUUUUUCACCGUUUUCAGGCUUUCUGGCUCACGCGCUGGAGGAAUCCUUGCUGCGGGGGUGUUUUCAUUUUCUCGUCUAACAUGGCAGUGGUCCAUCGCAGCUGAGGUUUUUAGCUUCAACAAUCUGUUUGUGGGGCUGCUGAUGGCUCUCGUCGUACACUUUGAGGAGGCAUCCUCUGCAAGGGAGAGAUCAAAGAUAGCCAAAAUUGGUGCUUUCUGCUGUGGCCUCAGCUUGUGUAAUCAGCACACAAUAGUACUGUAUGUUGUAUGUAUAGCACCUUGGAUUCUCUUUCGACUUUUAAAAAAGAAGGAACUGUCCGUGGGCGUGGUGCUGAAGCUUGGCGCCUGCUUCUCUGCUGGUUUGCUGCCCUACGUCUACCUGCCAGUCUCAUCCUACCUCGGCCAAGCCCGGUGGACCUGGGGAGACCAGACAACGCUGCUGGGCUUUCUGACACAUUUUCUCAGGGAAGAAUAUGGGACAUUCAGCCUGGCCAAAUCUGAAGUAGGAUCCAGUAUGUCUGAAAUGCUACUUUCUCAAGUAACAAAUAUGAAAACUGAACUCUCAUUCAAUAUCCAAGCCCUUGCAGUUUGGGCAAAUAUAAGUCUUGUAAGGAAGGACAAACAGAAUCAAUCAUUAGUAUGGCUUUUUACUGGAAUGUUCUGCAUUUAUUCAUUGUUCUUUGCUUGGAGGGCAAAUUUAGAUAUUUCAAAACCGCUUUUCAUGGGUGUGGUGGAGCGGUUCUGGAUGCAGAGCAAUGCCGUGGUGGCCGUCCUCGCCGGUGUCGGAUUGGCUGCGCUUGCAUCGGAGAGCGGCCGCUGGCUCAGUGGCAGCGGGCCUCAGCGUCUGGAGUGGCUUUCCGCCAUCCUUUUCGUGGCUUACCAAAUAUACUGCAAUUACAGCAUUUGUGACCAGAGGACCAACUAUGUGAUCGAUAAGUUUGCCAAGAACCUUCUGGCCUCCAUGCCUCGUGAUGCGAUCAUCUUACUGAGAGGGGACUUGCCAGGAAAUUCUCUUCGCUACAUGCAUUACUGCGAGGGGCUCAGGCCAGAUCUGACCUUAGUGGAUCAGGAAAUGAUGACCUACGAGUGGUAUUUACCCAAGAUGGCCAAGCACUUGCCAGGUGUCCGCUUUCCUGGGAGCCGGUGGAGUCCUGUGGAAGGAGUAUUACCCAGCGGAAUGGUCACAUUUAAUCUUCAUCAUUUUCUUGAAAUAAAUAAACAAAAAGAAACAUUCGUUUGCAUAGGAAUUCAUGAAGGUGACCCCACAUGGAAGAAGAGCUAUUCCCUGUGGCCCUGGGGAUCCUGUGACAAAUUAGUUUCCUCCAAGUGGGUGUUCAACCCCGAGGAAUGGAUUAAGCUUACACAGAAUCUCUACAACUGGACGGAAGAAUACGGGCGGUUUUCUCCAUCCUCCUGGGAGUCUGUGGCCAACGAAGAGAUGUGGCAAGCCAGGAUGAAAACGCCCUUCUUCAUCUUCGACCUGGCAGAGACUGCUAAUGUCCCUGCAACCGUGAAGGCGCGACUCUACACCCAUGCCUAUAGCCUUUAUAAGGAGAUUGUCUCUUCACAAAAGAAGCACCCCGUGAACUGGGACAAGAACUACGCCAUCGCCUGUGAGCGCAUGCUGCGGCUGGGGGCGCGAGACGCGGACCCCGAAGUCCUGUUGUCUGAAACCAUCAAACACUUCCACCUGUAUGCCCGGAAAGCGCGGGAGGACCCUCAGCGAGCCGACAUCUUAGCCGCAGUCAAGCACUUACGAAAAGAACUGCAGAAUCUGAGAGACAGGAAACCCGUGCGAGACAGCAAAAUGUGAAGAACCUGCUGGUCAGCCAACACCCAAAGCUCUGGAGUCCAGAAGUUUACCCUCCACGCAAAGAAAGUGUGUUAAAACACACACACACACACACACACA
Molecule: messenger RNA, 2327 nt
Organism: Ochotona princeps (American pika)
Lineage: Eukaryota; Metazoa; Chordata; Mammalia; Lagomorpha; Ochotonidae
Gene: TMEM260
Product: transmembrane protein 260
Exons: 16
Coding region: 90-2228 (712 amino acids)
Source: RefSeq, a predicted model, not a curated record